This is a messenger RNA of Pichia kudriavzevii, 1107 nucleotides long. RefSeq lists its product as uncharacterized. The transcript has a single exon. Lineage: Eukaryota; Fungi; Ascomycota; Pichiomycetes; Pichiales; Pichiaceae. The record is from RefSeq and is a predicted model, not a curated record. The coding region runs from base 1 to 1107 and encodes 368 amino acids.
AUGUUUAUGAAAGGACUUACCUAUUUGAAGCCAGGGAUUGUAUCUUGGCAAUCUAUUCCAAAGCCGGUUUUGAAAAAACCUACCGAUGUUAUUGGUAAAGUUGUAACAACUACCAUUUGCGGUUCUGACCUCCACAUCCUCAAGGGGGAUGUCCCUGAGACAACAGCCUUAGCUGCAACAACUGGCCAUGGUGUUGUUUUAGGUCAUGAAGCAAUAAUUGAAAUUGAGUCUGUGGGGGAUGCAGUGAAGAACUUCAGCAAGGGUGACGUAUGUAUUGUUUCUUGCAUUACAUCUUGUGGUAAAUGUUAUUAUUGCAAGAGAAACUUGCAAUCCCAUUGUACAGGUCAUAUGGAGGGUACAUCGGGUUGGGUCUUUGGUCAUGAAAUUGAUGGCACUCAAGCGGAAUAUGUCAGGGUCCCUUGCGCAGACUACGGUCUAUACAAGGUUCCAGAAGGCGUCGCUUAUGAGAAGUUAUUGAUGUUAUCCGAUGCAAUUCCAACGUCAUAUGAAAUUGGUAUUUUGAAUGGUGAAGUUAAAGAGGGCGACUCAGUUGCAGUUGUUGGUCUGGGUCCUGUUGGUUUAUCUGCCUUGUUGACUGCUAUCAAUAAAAAGCCAAAACAACUCAUUGCCAUUGAUAUGGAUGAAAAUAGAUUGGACUUGGCAAAACAAUUGGGUGCUACCCAUAUCAUCAACUCUACAAAUAUGCCAAAUGAGGAAGUUGCCAAGAAAGUUCAGGAAAUCUCAAAGGAUUUAGAACCUGGAAGAGAAUCUGGUGUCGAUGUUGCCAUUGAAUGUGUUGGUGUCCCACCAACGUUUGAAUUGUGUGAAGACUUGAUUGCUUCAGGUGGUACAAUUGCCAAUGUCGGGGUUCAUGGUGCAAAGGUUGACUUGAAAUUACAAGAACUUUGGAUUAAAAACUGUAAAAUUACUACUGGUCUAGUCUCUACUUACAGUAUUCCAGAUUUGCUGAAUCAAGUUGCUGAUGGCUCAUUGGAUCCAUCUCCAAUUAUCACUCACCACUUCAAGUUUGACGAAUUUGAAAAAGCUUAUCAAGUAUUUAAAGAUGCUAAAAAUACAAAGGCCAUGAAAAUAAUUCUCACUCCCUGA